This is a messenger RNA of Drosophila bipectinata, 1007 nucleotides long. It is a transcript of the gene IFT20, whose product is annotated as intraflagellar transport 20. NCBI's taxonomy places the organism in Eukaryota, Metazoa, Arthropoda, Insecta, Diptera, Drosophilidae. Gene Ontology annotation, cellular component: centrosome; intraciliary transport particle B; cilium. The record is from RefSeq and is a predicted model, not a curated record. Gene Ontology annotation, biological process: centrosome localization; intraciliary transport; protein localization to cilium.
CGCUCACUCCUGAAAACAGUUUUAGUCGAUCUGAGUACUAGGCUUUAAGGGCAGGGAUGUUUUGUUGUCAAUAACAACGUUCACCUUACCAUGACAAAACAACUUUACAUAUGGUAUUAAGUCGCAUUAUUUUUGCCAUGGAAGAAUUAAAAAAAAUUGAACUGUACAUUGACGAGAUUUACAGACUACGGGUCUGCGACCCAUAUAUUGGUAACCAGAAAAUCAAACUGCGUCAAAAAUGCUUGGAAUAUUCAAAAAUAUUAGAUUCAUUUAAAAUGGUAUCAUAUAGUUUAUUUAAAAUUACCAAAAUGAUUGCUAAAGAUGUUAACAAUGAAAAAAUUCGUGGCAUUGGAACCCAAAACCAGCUUAAAAACACAUCGGGUGGGAACCGGAAUAACCAUCGUAUGCAUCAGUGUUUAAUUUUUGAAGUAAAUUCAAAAUUACACCGCUUAAAAAGAGAGCACCAGCUUUUGCAGAAUAUAGAGUCUGAGCAAAUUGAGAUAAUUUCCAAUUUCAUUGUGAAUCAAUAAAAAAUUUCGAUUAAAAUUUUGAUUAAACUAUAUUAUAUAAAUAAUAAAAAAUUAAAAAAAUAACUUACUAUUUAAGGUGAUUUUUAAGGAAUUUAAGAUCUCAUCAGCCUUGACUUUUAAAAAAGUUCUGGAUGUCGAGGAUUAAGCUGGAAGAAACCAGAAGCUCGAACAAUGACUCGAGUGGCUCAAUCCAUGAAACACAUUUAAUUUCAUGGUGGCGAACCGCAUGCCCUAGCGUGCUCGUGAAAACACCAUAUAACAUACAUACAUAAAUAUAAUUAACAACAUUAAAAAUUUUCUUUGUGCGUCUGAUCUGAGGGAGUUAGUUAGACAGUUCUAGUUAGAUAAUUUUUCUAUGUAGAAAAAUUACGAAAGGAAUUUUUUACUUGUUUAGCAUAGUACUGUGACGACGAAAAUCCGCUGUCGCACGAGUGACAGGUGUCAAACUCCAUAUAAAAAAAAACAGUGUAAAAAAAG